GAGAGAGCCCACAUUGCCGAGAGAGUCUUGAAAGACAACAUGUCAGUGAGCAAAGACGCCGGCAACGACGACGAGGCUCCACCCUCAUACGGCGAGGCCUCUCGCUUCGGUCAACUCGGCCACUCUGACAUCACGCUCACGACUGCGGCCUCUGACGCCCACGAGCGCCUUGCGCGAGUGAUCGACGAGGCGCGCAGCAAGCCAAAACCUGUUGAACCUGCCUCGGUCGCGGUCUCCAUCGGCAACGUGGCAGACGCACGGACCGCAGCCGCAGUGCCGGCUGUGCCGUUGCAGGCGCAUAUCCACGAGCGCCGCAGUCGCAACAGAGCCUCCGCUUGCUGCACUCUCUUCGUCCUCAUGGCCAGUGCCGCCUGCGGAGUUUGCCUCUGGUAUGGAUUUCGAGUGCCACCGGAGCCGUCUAGGGCUCCGUCCGCACCGCCACCGAGCCCAGCACCCUCGCCGCCCUCGCCACCGUCACCGCCGUCACCACCGGCAUUGCCACCCCUGGACGUGGGCCGCCUUUCCUGUGACUCUGAGGUGUCGGGCAGCACUGUCGGGGAGCCGAGCUUGGGCGGCGAGCCCGCCGGCGACGCCUCCUUUCUCUUCUGCGUGACGAUCCCUGGCCGAUUCACCUUUGACUCGUGUGGCUCCGACUAUGACACGUGGCUGCGCGUCUGGACGCUGGAGGACGCCGACGAGGUGGCAGAGUGCGACGAUUGCGGUCAAUGCGAACUCCGUUCGGUGCUGAGCACCACCUUGGUGGUGGGCUGCUACCUGCUCGUCGUUGACGGCUACCUUACCAACGAGGGAGCCUUUUCCGUCUCCGUUGGCUGCAGUGGCGGCGGGAAGCUCGCAAAGUAGGGAACGCGGGCGAAGCGUGUGAGGGAAGCCGUUGGGCUUUCUUGUGUCGACUCUACAGAUUGAGAUCCAAGAGGGGAGGUGGAGGACCGGAGGACCGCUAACACCACACACAUCCUUCCGGAAAAUCCCUGUGAGCUGUGUGGUGCGGCGUGCGAGUCGUUUCUCCCAUUCCGUUUUGAAAGCUGUCUUACUUU
Molecule: messenger RNA, 1055 nt
Organism: Emiliania huxleyi CCMP1516
Lineage: Eukaryota; Haptophyta; Isochrysidales; Noelaerhabdaceae
Exons: 1
Coding region: 40-861 (273 amino acids)
Source: RefSeq, a predicted model, not a curated record